UUUAGAGCAGCUCAGUGCCAAGGCGAGCUAACCGAUCGGGCGACGCCGUCGCGGCUAUAGGCCGGCUGCACUGAUCGAGGCUAGGCUAGGCUCAUCCAGGCCCCGCGGCGUAACAAUGAGAGUGAUUGCGAUAUUACCCGCUGCCGGUACAGGUGAAAGAACUGGCCUUAAAACACCUAAACAAUUUUGUGAAAUUGCUGGCUUUCCUCUUAUUCUUCACACACUCUGGAAUUUUCAGAGGCCUUGGAUUGCAGAAACUGUUGUAGCAGUAUCUGAUGACUGGUUACCUUCUCUACAGGACCUUGUUACUCGGCACAAUUUGAAAAAUGUGCAGCUUCUUAUUGGAGGUAAAACCCGUCACCAGUCUAUCAAAAUCUGUGUGCAGUAUGUCUGUGAGAGGAUCCAGAAUCAAAGAUAUGAUACCAGUGAUGUCGUCAUCAUUGUUCAUGAUGCUGUAAGACCGUUUGUAGCAGAGGAAACUCUCCAAAGGGUUACAGAGGCUGCUCAUAAACAAGGGGCUGCAGGGGUAGUAUGUCCUUUGGUUUCAACAACAUUAGCUACAAAAGAAGAUGGCAAUCUAGAUUAUUCCUUGGUGCGAUCCAAACAUUGUAAUAGUCAUACUCCUCAAGCUUUCUCAUAUGAAACUAUAGUCACAGCAUAUGACAAGAUUUCUCAGCAUGAUCUGGAUCAUGGAACAGAGGUUCUUCAUUUAGCACUGGAAUAUGCAGGAGUGAGAGCUAAGCUGUUACACACAACAGAUGAAGUUUGGAAGGUUACAUACAGAAGGGAUAUGUGUGCUGCUGAACAAUUUGCAAGGGAGAGGCUUGCAAGGGUAGCUAUUCUUUCAGAUGGGACUAGUCUUGAGAUUGGUGAUGUACUAGAAGAGAAAGUAAAGAAAAGGAGAUUGAGAAUCUUAUCAAAAUGCUCAUCUGCCACAACUCUUCCAUCUGAUGUAAACUCUGUUAUUGUAAUUGCGGAUACUCCUCCAAUCACCAAAUGCAUGUUAGAUGUAACAGUAGUCUUAGAAAAAUUACAACAGCAGUAUCCACUCAAGGGAUCUGUCAUUCUACUUGUUACCAUGCCAGCAGAAGAGAAGAAUCUUCGAGAUAAUCUCAUGGAAAGAUUCCAAGAGCUCAGAUUAGACAAAAGAUACAGAGAUGUCUGUGUUUACUGUGUCAUCUUGGAAACAAAGAGUUUAGCAGUUGGGGCAGAGAGGAUAGACAGAGUAUGUGAACUUACAGCCAACCUGGUGUUGAGACAGGAUGAGCUGAUGUCUGGUCAAACAUUCAUUGUUUAACAUUACCAUUGUGAUACCUAGCCUUCCUUUCUGCUAGUACACGUAGUAUGUUUACAUUUCUGGCUGGGAUUGUUUUAAUUUUACUUUGUCAUCUUUGAUGACUAAUAUUUGUUAUCGGUUAUAAGAAGCUUGUAUAUUUGUCAGUUUUCAUUUUCAGACAGUGAUCAAAUGUGAUCUAGAUGGAUUUCAUAAUUUCAAUUUUUCAAAUCUUAAGAUUCUUUAUCAAAUGUAGUUCACCCAAAUAUAAAUACAAGACAUGAAAUUUGCUAAUUACUCCAGAGCUUAAUUUGUAUGAAAUAUCAAAACAAUAAAAUACAUUGGCAAUGUGACAAAUACAAUAAAAAUAUAGCCAGACCAAGAGAACGAAGUAAACUGUUCCACAAUGUGCUGCACUCAACCCAGGUGAGGUAAAUGUGUACCGGUAGGAAGUAAUUCCUGAAAAAGCUGUAUGCGCUGUGAACGCAUAGCUUAUUCGGGUAAUAUAGGAGCGCCUUGAGCACCUAACAAGGUGGAUAUGUGCGCAAUAUAAAUACCCUAUAUUAUUAUUAAACACAUAAAUGCACAUUUUGUAUACAACUUAGUUUUGUCAUUUUGGAUCUAUCAUGCAGAUCUUGCUGUUAAAGUGGGAACUAAGAGAGUAUAUUACACUUCUCAAAUAACACAAGUAUUGCUUUUCAUGACUGUGAUUCCAAGAAUUUGAUAAAUAUUUCUUAUUUCAGUGCAUUAAAAUGCUUUACAUCCUGUAAUCCUUUAGGGUUUUCAUAUUGCCCUUGUCUGCAAGGUGAAAUUGAUUCUUAGCUGAAUUUUCAAGGCAGUUAUUAUGGAAGUACAUAUAUCGUGAUUUUCAUUAAAGGCUUCCAUAUUGAUUCUUCAUUUUUAUACAAUGGGCAAAUUUCUUAUAGCCCCUACCAGUAUAUAUUUUAUUUGCAAUAUAUGUGUAUUGUAUUUCAAAUACUGAAUUUGAAUGACUUCAUUAUUUGUUAAAUUAAAACAAAGGUAG
Lytechinus pictus (painted urchin) is the source of this 2297-nucleotide messenger RNA. RefSeq names its product D-ribitol-5-phosphate cytidylyltransferase-like. Gene Ontology annotation, biological process: protein O-linked glycosylation via mannose; isoprenoid biosynthetic process. Lineage: Eukaryota; Metazoa; Echinodermata; Echinoidea; Temnopleuroida; Toxopneustidae. Gene Ontology annotation, cellular component: cytosol. Gene Ontology annotation, molecular function: D-ribitol-5-phosphate cytidylyltransferase activity. The record is from RefSeq and is a predicted model, not a curated record. The transcript has 8 exons. The coding region runs from base 116 to 1297 and encodes 393 amino acids.